AUGGAUAAUAAUGAAUUUGAAGAAGAGGAGUAUGAAGAAGCUCAGGAAUUUGUGACAAAGAUAAAUUCCACAAAUCGCGAUGCAGUCUUCUUUGCGAUCGAUUGUUCAGAAUCAAUGUUGAAACCUGACAGCUUUGACAUCGGCAAUGGCGAAAGCGAAAACAAUGAUCCUAAUAUCCCUUUGCGUUCUGCUAUCCGUGCUGCGUCUGAAGUCUGUCUACGUAAAAUUAUUGAUCGAUCGCAAGAUUACGUUGGAGUUCUUUUAUAUCAUACUAGAAAACAUAAAAAUAAGUCAGACACGAAUCACAUAUACGUGUUUCAUGAUGUUGAUUUUCCGGAUGUUAAUAGGAUCAGAGAGCUUAAUGAACUCGCGUCAGCCGAAAUCGAUUUUAACGAGCAUUUUGGAUCUAGCGAUGAAGAAUUCCCGCUCGCUAACGUGUUUAUGGCAUGUCGCGAUUCUCUCGCGCAAUUGUCUGCCUCCUUUAAGACCAAAAGAAUAUUCGUUAUUACAGAUCAAGAUCAGCCACAUAAAAACAACCCAUUUCUACGAAGCGCGGCGAUUACACGAACUCACGACUUGGCCGAAAUCGAUAUUGAAAUAAAUCUAUUCAGUAUCAAUCGGCCUGACAAGCCAUUCAAUUUCAAUGCGUUCUGGAGUGAAAUUAUCUGUCAAGAUGACCUUAAAAAGAAUCACAUCAACACUUCUGGUGAUAUUGAAGUACUGGUGGAACGCGUGAUGGCAAAAGAAUCUCCUAGGCGUUCUAUGUUCUCGCUACCGUUCCGAAUGGGACCUAAUGAUGUGCUUACUUUCGGGGUCAAAGGAUACGUGCUCUGUAUCGAGAGAAGAAAACCACUACAUCAAUGGGCAUAUAUGAAAGCUGAGGAGAUUAAACUAGCGAGCUCUCAAGCUACCUAUAUAUGCGCGGAUACCGCGCAACGUCUAUUAACUUCUGACAUUAAAUACUCCUAUAGCUUUGGUGGUGAAAAGAUUGUCUAUACCGCCGACGAACUGCACGAACUGAGAAAGAUCGGUGAAAUGGGAAUCACGCUCCUUGGAUUUAAACCAUACAGUCGAUUCAAGUUUCACUACCAUCUCGAGCAUCCUUAUUUCAUUUACCCGGACGAAGAGAAAUACGAAGGAAGUACUCGGACGUUUGCAGCAUUACAUCAAAAAAUGCUCGAAAUGGAGAAAAUUGCAAUUUGCCAAGUGCGGCUCCGCAAGACUUCAGUUCCUCGUAUCGCUGCUCUUGUAGCUCAGAAAGAAGAAUUGGAUGAAUACGGCGCUCAAAUUCACCCGCCUGGCAUUCAAAUGUAUUAUCUUCCAUACGCUGAAGAUUUACGACCGUUGCCAGAGUGGUCGGAACUUACUUCAGCACCUUCGGACUUGGCUCAAAUUGCGGAAGAAGUGAUUAAUACUCUCACAAUAAAAAGCGGUUUUUCACCCGAAAAAUUCAAAAACCCUGCUCUAAAGCGAUUUUAUGACGUGUUACAAUGUAUCGCGCUUGAUAAAGAACUGCCGGAAACCUAUACUGAUACUACAGCCCCAAAAGUCAAUGCUAUUCGAAAGCGUGUCGGAAAGAAGUUUAUCGAGUUCAAUAAACGCAUCCUUUCAACCACAUCAGAAAUUAAAGCAAAUCGCCAAGACCUCGUCUACGAAGUAAAGUCAACAAGAACACCAAGGAAGGCAACGACAGGCGCUGCAUCUAGGCCAAAAGCGAAACCUGUGUCUGAAGAUGGUAGUGUUGAUGUAGAAGCAUUGUGGAAGGACGGACGGGCUGAAAAGGCAACAAUUGUGGAUAUAAAAGCAUAUCUAACAAAAAUAGGACACACAGUUACUGCGAAAAGGAAAGCCGAGUUACUGGAAGAGCUGGAUUCAGUCUUGAAGCAAAAGUAUUCUGAUUAA
Messenger RNA from Ambispora gerdemannii, 1902 nucleotides. The record is from the annotation of a GenBank genome assembly. NCBI's taxonomy places the organism in Eukaryota, Fungi, Glomeromycota, Glomeromycetes, Archaeosporales, Ambisporaceae.